UUCGCUGUGGAGGUAGUAGUCUGCUGCUCGCUGGUGGAUAAGUUGUGGAGUUUUUCCUUUAUUUUUAAGGAGUUGUUUCCACUCUGGUUCCGAGAAAUGGCUUCAGGAACUGGAUUGAUCUACGAUGAACGAAUGAUGAGCUAUAAUCUGCUGUGGGAUUUCCCAGAUUGCAGCAUUGAAAUACCAGAACGUUUGUCCGCUUCCUUUGACAAACUGAAACAGUAUGGUCUUGUGGAAAGAUGUGUCCAACUAUCAGUUCGAGAGGCCACUGAAGAGGAAAUUAGUUUGGUUCACAGCAUGGAUUAUUUGGAAGCCGUAAAAUCUACUGCCUUUAUGAAUGUUGAACAAUUGAAGAGCUUCUCAUACAAAUAUGAUGCAGUUUAUUUUCACCCUAACUCCAAUCACUGUGCUAAAUUAUCUCUGGGAGCAACUCUACAACUUGUUGAUGCAGUCAUGUCAAACAGAGUAAGAAAUGGGAUGGCACUAGUAAGACCGCCAGGUCACCACAGCCAGAAGAGUGAUGCCUGUGGAUUUUGCAUCUUUAAUAAUGUAGCAAUAGCAGCUGAGUAUGCAAAACAAAGAUAUGGAGCAAAAAGGAUUGUGAUAGUUGAUUGGGAUGUGCAUCAUGGCCAAGGAACUCAGAACACAUUUGAGGAGGAUCCGAGUGUUCUUUAUUUCUCAUGGCAUCGCUAUGAGCACCAGCAGUUUUGGCCUAAUUUGAAGGAUUCUGAUUACAGUGCUAUUGGAAAAGGCAGUGGGACAGGAUUCACCAUAAGUAUGCCAUGGAACAAGGUUGGAAUGGGAAAUGCUGACUAUUUGGCAGCUUUCUUCUCCAUUUUACUUCCAAUGGCUUAUGAGUUUAAUCCAGAAUUAAUUCUGGUUUCGGCUGGAUUUGAUUCCGCUAUUGGAGAUCCUGAGGGUGAAAUGUGUGCUACACCUGAGUGUUUUGCUCAUCUAACUCAGUUACUGAUGCCAUUAGCUAAUGGGAAACUGUGCUUUGUUUUAGAGGGAGGAUACAACUUGCGUUCCCUUUCAGAAUCCAUCUCUAUGACUGUCCGUGCAUUAUUAGGGGACCCAGCACCUCCUUUGAUUGGCCAAAUGCAACCGUGCUUAAGUGCUAUGGAAACAAUACAAAAUGUAAGAGCUAUGCAUCAGCCAUAUUGGAAAUUUCUGAAGUACCACGAGGCUGAGAUUAUUAAAGAUCCAAGCACCAAGAAAUUGAACUUUGCUAUUGAAGAGCAUAAUUUUGAACCAGAGAAAAACAUGACAAUGCCCUCCAUGGAGAAUGAAGACUUUGAUGUAUUCAUGGAUUCCCACAUGAAGAACAUUCUUGUAUUAGCCCCCUCUGAAAGAACUGCAUGGGCUGGUGAUGAAAUAAAGUCGGCAAAGUUGAAUCAAUGCCUUAAAGUAGAAGCAAAGGAAAUUUCCAUGGAAGAAGUUGGCAAUCUCAUCAGUGGUGGUGAUACUGCACAACUGGAGAUCAAAAGCCUUUUACCGUCGUUAGGAUGUAUAUUUCCAAUAAUUGAUAAAAUAUCUAAAAGAGAGGUCCGAAAUGGUAUUGCGGUAGUUCCUACAUUAUCAUCUAGUGCCAUUACAGCACGGUAUGGCGUUACCAUUGGAGCAAGCAGGGUUUUACUUCUAGUGGUUGGAGAAGCUGACAUUCCAGCUGAUAUUAAAGCUGAUGAGAAAAUCCUGGUGGUGUACAUAUGUAGGAAGCAUGACACAAUGGAAGUAAACAAUUACUUUAUCCCGAUUUGCUGGAAAGAGGAUAAUGAAUGCGAUGGGGAUCUUCUAUAUGCAACAUUUGAGUUAAUUUUACCUUUGGCAUAUGGCCACAGACCUGAACUCGUGAUUUUGGCUGUGGGAGGUAACACUGGAAUUGAAGCACUUACACUAGCUCACUUGACACAGUUGCUGCAGUUGUUUGCUGAAGGUCAGAUCCUUGUAAUAAGCCAGGCUUCUGACCUUGUGGAGACUUUGACAAGUUCCUUGCUAGGUGACACUUUACCUGCAGUAGGGUCUCUUGUUUUAAAUCAAGAAAAUGUACUCAUGUUGAUGAAACUUAAGCAAGAACUGAAGGAGCACUGGAAAUUACUGGACAGUGCUGGACAAGGUGAUCAACACUAGCGACAAGAUACUCACGUAUCCAAGCAAACCGGAGCAAACAAGGAACAGAGAAACGUUCCCGCCUGCGAGUGGCAUCCUGUCCGAAUCAGAGACUCCCAUUUCACGGACUUCGAAAUAACCUCAUCGAGGGUUUUGUGGCCCAAGAAAUUUGGAAGCCUCAUUUCUGAGUAUCCGACAUCCUGGCACAGUCCCAUUUCUUUAGGCACGGCCACACACUUGGUCGAUAUUCCGAUAUCGAAACAAUUGAUUAGCACCGCCUGCAGGGUACAGAGCAGCGAGAAGAGAUAUCCCCGUUUACGAGACAUUCCUACAGGGUGCAAUGACAGCUAUAAAUUAUUCUGUUCUUGUGGCUGUAUUUAUAUAUUUUGCGAACUAUUCCAUCUGUUAUCAGUGGCCCAACAAAAGUAUUUGAGAUAAGCCUUAAUUUCUAUUGACCAGUCAAGGAUUGUAAACACUUUCUUCAGUCUGCGCGGAGUCAUCGGCAAAUGGGUCAUUAGACUGUAUCUAGUUAACGUUCUUUGUUGCGAGGUGCCUCUGUUUAUUAACAUUAAAUAUCAAUUAAGAAACAUCUUUAACAACCCUAAUAAAGAUAGAAUCAAUUUAAGAAACUAUACUGGCGUUAAUUUUCAAUAGACAGACAGACUCCUGAAACCCCUUUGUUUCUGUGGUAUUUCGACAAACGGCGGAGUGAGAAAUGAAACAAAGGAGUUUUCCGACUAGGCUGAUUGUCUCCCGUCUCGUGUCUUGAAUGCAAGCAUUCCAGUGGAGACGAGUUUCUGAUUCUUUAACGUCUGCAGUUCGAGCAGCAAGUUUGCAGAGUCAGAAAAUCAAACUCGUUAAAUAUGAAUUGAUGUUUUCUGUGAUAAGUGAGCUAUACGCAGACUUCAAUUUUCCAGCAUACUUGACCGGCCUUCCUGCGGUCAUCCGCGCCCUGGUAUCGGAAUCAGGUUUACAAUCACAGACAAGUGUUGUGGCAUUUGUAAUUUUGUAUAAUUUGAGGAAAUGGGUUAAUCCAAAAUAAAUUAACUUUUAAAAAAUAUAUAUUUUUUCAGAAAGUUGCCAUGAAACUAACACUGACGAAUCUGAAUGAGGUUUAAUAUCACGGGCAUAUGUCGUGAAAUUUAUUGUUUUAUGGCAGCAGUGCAAUGUAAUACAUAAUAAUGUGGGGGGACUGUGAAUUACAAUAAGUAUAUGUGUAUAUUGUAAGUUAAAUAAGCAGUGCAAAUUAGAAGUUAAGAAAGUAGUAUGGUUCAAUGUCCAUUCAGAAAUCGGAUGGCAGAGGGGAAGAACCUAUUCCUGAAUCGUUGAGUGUGAGCCUUCAGGCUUCUGUACCUCCUCCCUGAUUGUACCAAUGAGAAGAAGGCAAGUCCUGGGUGAUGGGGGUAGUUAGUGAUGGAGCAUAGAAUGUAGGAAAUCUACAGCACAUUACAGGCCCUUCGGCCCACAAUGACCAUGUAACCUACUCUAGAAGAUGCCUAGAAUUAACCCACUGCAUAGCCCUCUAUUUUUCUGAGCUCCAUGUACCUAUGUAAAAGACCCUAUUGUAUCCACCUCUACCACCUUCACUGCCAGUGCAUUCCAUGCAUCCAUCACUCUCUGUGUGGUAAAACUUGCCUCUAACAUCCCCCUUGUACCUACUUCCAAGCACCUUAAAACUGUGCCUCCGCAUGCUAGCCAUUUCAGCCCUGGAAAAAAGCUUCUGACUGUCCACACGAUCAAUGCCUCUCAUCAUCUUGUACACCUCUGUCAGGUCACCUCUUAUCCUCCUUUGCUCCAAGGAGAAAAGGCCGAGUUCACUCAACCUAUUCUCAUAAGGCAUUCUCCCCAAUCCAGGCAACGUCCUUGUAAAUCUCCUCUGCACUCUCUCUAUAGUUUCCACAUGCUUCCUGUAAUGAGAUGACCGGAACUGAACACAGUACUCCAAGUGGGAUCUAAAGGUUGUAAUGAAAAUUUUGCUUGUAGUAGGUCACAGGCACAUAACAUUGCAUAAGUAGCAUUCACAAGAAGAACAUUAAACAUAACUUAUCCAGUUGAACAUAAAUAGAAUUAGAACAAAAAAUCCAUUGUAGCUCAAAGUGAUCAUCAGAAUGUUCAUAGAGUUGUUAUACUGAUGUAGUCCUUCGGGUUAAGCAGGUUGGUUCAAGAACUGAAUGGUGAAAAGAAAGCUACUUCCCUCUGGACUGCACUGGUGCAUGACUGCCCAGGAGCUGAAAUGCUGCCAUGCAUGCAGCCUUUGUUGCUGCACAGCUAGAAUUUGAUUUUUUAUGAUGUUAAUAUAAUUUUUAAAUUAUGCUAAUAUUAUUUUCAAAUCUAUGAUAGUAUAAUAGUGAAAUGCCUUGAAAUUCAUGAUGUAUUAAUGUGUAUAAUCCUUAAAUUUUUAAAUUAAUAUAUAUUCUGUAAUCUUUACAGUACUGUGCAAAAGUCUUAGGCACAUAUACACAGCUGGGGAGCCUAAGAUGUUUGCACAGUACUGUUGUAAUUUUGUGUAUUGCACUUUACUGCUUCCACAAAAAAAAUCAAAUUUCUUGACAUGUGAAUGGUGAUACACCUGAUUCUGA
This is a messenger RNA of Hypanus sabinus (Atlantic stingray), 4685 nucleotides long. It is a transcript of the gene hdac10, whose product is annotated as histone deacetylase 10. Gene Ontology annotation, cellular component: histone deacetylase complex. Gene Ontology annotation, biological process: chromatin organization. Lineage: Eukaryota; Metazoa; Chordata; Chondrichthyes; Myliobatiformes; Dasyatidae. The coding region runs from base 97 to 2127 and encodes 676 amino acids. The record is from RefSeq and is a predicted model, not a curated record. The transcript is spliced from 21 exons. Gene Ontology annotation, molecular function: histone deacetylase activity.